AUGCGGAAGGCGAUGGGGAGCGUGGACGAUCUGAUCGAGGAGGCCAAGGUGCGCACCGUGGCCUGGGCUCUCGGCAUCUUCGCCAUCUCCUACUUCCUCACACAUACAAGUAAAUCAAUGUGGACAAAUGUCCCCAUGUCGAUUCUUAUACUUGCAUUUCUCCGUUACGUCUCCUUCAAAGUGGAGUUCCGUUGGAGAAGUCAGCCUGUAUCUAAGCAGACAUAUUUGUCUCAAGCGUCAAAACGACAGUUGUCUGCUAACGAUCAUCGGAUUUCAACUGUGCCACCAGUUUCAAGAUGGAGAAGGAAAGUUGAUUCGCCUGCUGUUGAGGCUGCUUUUGAAAGUUUCAUUGAUAAUGUUCUCCGGGACUUUGUCAUGGACUUGUGGUAUUCUGAUAUUACUCCUGAUAGAGAGGCCCCAGAACUGAUACGUGGCUUAAUACUCCAUGCCCUUGGUGAAGUAUCAGGCAGGGCGAAGGAGAUGAACCUAGUUGACUUGCUAACAAGGGAUAUGUCUGAUUUGAUUGGAAAACAUGUGGAUAUGUUCCGAAAAAACCAAUCUGAAAUUGGUGUUGAUGUCAUGGGAACAUUGUCUUCCGAGGAAAGAGAUGAGCGACUGAAACAACACCUAAUAGUUUCACAGGAACUUCACCCUGCAUUGUUAUCUUCGGAGCACGAAUACAAGGUUCUUCAAGAGCUAGUUGGGGGCAUUAUGGCCCUAGUGCUGAGACCACAAGAUGCACAGAGUCCAUUGGUCCGCUGCUUCUCCAGGGAACUUCUGACUUGCUUAGUCUUGCAGCCAGUGAUGAACUUCGCAAGUCCUAUUUAUGUGAACGAGCUAAUUAUCUGCUUUCUAAACAACAAAGACACAAACAUUGGAGGCAGCGUAAACAAGACUAGUACUGUAGUCGCAGUAACAAAUGAUCAUUCAUCUUAUAAAGGAGGUUCGCAGGGUCGUCAAAUGGAAUCACAAAAGUUGUCUGCAGAAUCAAGUGGCUCAGUACUAGCAAGUAGCUCCGGGAUGACUUCCGUUGAGGGUGAUAAGUCAAAAGUGUUAGUGGAUGACCAUGGGAAGACCGUCCAGCCUCGUCAGGCAGAUUGGGCACUGGUAUUAGAUGCAGCUACUAAAAGGCGGUCUCAGGUUCUUGCUCCGGAGAAUCUUGAGAACAUGUGGGCUAUUGGGAGAAACUACCAAAAGAAUAUGGUGAAAGUGGAACGUCCAUCAAAAGGAAAAGGUGCAGGAGGGGUAGAUAGCGUUCGAAAUGCGGUAGUGGCCGGAAAAGAGUUAUCCCCUAACUUCAACGAGAGAGUUACAUCGGUUGAUGACAAAUACAUGGUUAAUUUGAUGCAAGGUUCAAAUAGGAAUGCUCAGUCCACUUUUGUUACAGGCAGUCACCCACUUGUUUCGCAAAAUACAGAUGAAGUAAAGUCAGAGCACCCUGAAGCUGUCAAGAACACAAAAGCUCAGCUAAAGCGGUCUAAUAGUAGUCCUGAUAUGGAGAAAAGACAUUUGGCCAAAAGUAAUCAAACCGCGCUAUCCAGUGAAAGCUUGAAUGCAAGGACCAUUCGAGAGGACAAAGGUUCUGUUCCUUCCUCACAUGGUGAGGUACUAAUGUAUGCUCCAAAGAUAAGGUGUCGGGUAGUGGGUGCAUAUUUCGAGAAACUUGGUUCAAAAUCUUUUGCAGUUUAUUCUAUUGCUGUGACUGGUGCAGAUAACAAGGCCUGGUUUGUGAAAAGAAGAUACCGGAAUUUUGAGCGUCUUCAUAGACAACUGAAGGAAAUACCAAAUUACUCACUGCACUUGCCUCCAAAGAGUUUCCUUUCGUCUAGUAUUGAUGAUUACCUUGUGCACCAACGAUGCAUUCUACUGGACAGAUAUCUUCAAGAUCUCUUGUCGAUCGCUAAUAUUGCAGAGCAGCAUGAAGUUUGGGAUUUUCUUAGUGAGUCCUCAAAGAAUUACUCAGCUGGAAAGUCCACCUCUGUUAUCAAAACCUUGGCUGUUAACGUUGAUGAUGCCAUGGAUGACAUCGUUCGACAUGUUAAAGGAGUUUCAGAUGGUCUAAAACGCGCAGUCGGCACAUCGUCCCCUAGCGCACCGUAUUCACACUUGACAGAUAAUAGGAUGUCUCUAUCUUGGAACCAGGAAGAGACAGAUAAUCAGAAUCUGCAGAAUAGAAAUUUAGGAAGUUCACAUAGUCUCUCUGAUGGUGAUAGUAACUGUGAAGAUCGCCCCUCAUCUGUAAAUAGUGCAUGCCACUCGGACAAUGAAUUGAGCAAUGGAGGGUUCAUUUCAAGUGAUAUUAAGCACAAUGAAGCAACUGGUUGUGAUGUACAAGUAAACCAACAAAUAGAAAAACCUGCAAGGGCAAAUUCGGAUUCUACAAACAUGUCAUCUGUAAAACCAUUUGAGGAUCCAUCAGGAAUUCCUCCCGAGUGGGUGCCAACAAAUGUCAGUGUGCCUCUAUUGAAUCUUGUAGACAAAGUGUUCCAACUAAAGCGACGGGGUUGGAUAAGAAAACAAGUUUUCUGGAUAUCAAAACAAAUCUUGCAGUUAGUCAUGGAAGAUGCGAUUGAUGAUUGGAUUUUAAGACAGAUCAAUUGGCUCCGACGAGAUGAGGUCAUUAUACAAGGAAUCCGUUGGAUUCAAGAUACCCUCUGGCCUAAUGGUGUGUUCUUCACCAAGUUGGAUGGAUAUCAAGGAAAUGCAGGUAGCAGUCAAUUUGACAAGCACCCAUCAGGGAGUGCCGAUGAGACUAUUGGCAACAGAAAGAGCAACGCGAGCUCUUUUGAGCUUCAACUGGAGGCAUCUAGAAAUGCCAGUGAAGUUAAGAAACUUCUUUUAGUGGGACUCCAUCUACAUUAG
Triticum turgidum subsp. durum (durum wheat) is the source of this 2862-nucleotide messenger RNA. The record is from the annotation of a GenBank genome assembly. NCBI's taxonomy places the organism in Eukaryota, Viridiplantae, Streptophyta, Magnoliopsida, Poales, Poaceae.